Molecule: messenger RNA, 453 nt
Organism: Chironomus riparius
Lineage: Eukaryota; Metazoa; Arthropoda; Insecta; Diptera; Chironomidae
Source: the annotation of a GenBank genome assembly
AUGAACGUUUUGACUAUAUUGAUGCUAUUCUGUUUCCUUAAACCGAUCAAACCUGAAAUUUACUUAUCAAAUUUGAAUGCAACUUGUCUGCGAUGUAUUUGCGUUGGACUUACGAACUGUAAUGUUCUUCGAGGAUGUGAGAAUGAAUAUUGUGGUCCAUUCUACAUAUCUAGAAUCUAUUGGGCAGAUGCUGGAAAGGUUGUCUUUCCUGACGACAAUCCAAACAGAGAAAAUUCGUUUUCAGACUGUGCGAGUGACUACCCGUGUGCAUCAAAAAUCAUCACAAAUUACAUGAUAAAAUAUGCGAAAGAUUGUAACGACGAUAAUGUAAUAGAUUGUUCAGAUUAUGCAGCUAUUCAUCUCAAUGGAUUUGCUAAUUGUGAUGUGAAAUUAGAAAGUUUGUCUCAUGGACGGGAUUUUUUGAGUCGAUAUAAUCAGUGCAAAUUGUAUUAA